Molecule: messenger RNA, 1092 nt
Organism: Penaeus vannamei (Pacific white shrimp)
Lineage: Eukaryota; Metazoa; Arthropoda; Malacostraca; Decapoda; Penaeidae
Source: RefSeq, a predicted model, not a curated record
AUGUUUCGGCGGCGGCAAAAGCCAGCCAAAUCCGAAAUCAAUUACAGCAAGGUCGUAAAACUCAACAAGGGUGCAACACAAAGGAGUGAUGAUCUUUGUUGCGUUAUUUCUGGGAACUCAGGAGAUAUUCGGUUAAUCUCAUUUCCUCGGCUUCUUGUGUCAGAAACCCGCACCUUCUUUGAAAGAGGUGAGAUCCAAGCCUUCGACCAAGAAAACCGGGAUGGCAGCCUGGAUCCAAUUUUGAUCAAGUGGAUAGAGUCGGUGUCCUCAUGGCUUCACAGAAUCUUUAUAACCAGACAGCAUCCUCAUAAGCCUACGGAAUCCUCAUACUAUAGCACCAGAGAGAAACCUUAUGAUCGUACCAUCCUCAUAAUCUCAUCCUCACAACUCCUCAGCAUCCUCACAACCCCCCAGCCCUCACAACCCCACAGCAUCCCCACAACCCCCCCAGCAUCCUCACAACCCCCAGCAUCCUCAAACCCCACAGCAAUCCUCACAAACACCCACAGCAUCCUCACAACCCCCAGCAAUCCUCACAACCCCACAGCAUCCUCACAACCCCCACAGCAAUCCUCACAACCCCCACAGCAAUCCUCACAACCCCCAAUGCAUCCUCACAACCCCUCAGCCUCACAACCACGCAUCAGCAAUCCUCACAACCCGCAGCAACCCUUCAGCAUUCUCACAACCACAGCAUCCUCGCAACCCUCAGCAACCCCCGCAGCAUCCUCACAACCCCUCAGCAUCCUCACAACCCCUCAGCAUCCUCACAGCCCACAACAAUCCUCACAACCUCAGAACCCCACAACAAUCCUACAACCUCAGCAAUCCUCACAACCUCAGAACCCCACAGCAAUCAAACCCCCACAGCAUCCUCACAACCCCCCCAGCAUCCUCACAACCCCGCAGAGCCGCAAGAUAAAAGUGAGGUCUCUGUGCCACAUUGUGCGAGCGCCCUCUCCCUUACCCUCUGGCAUCCGUCUCUUCACCCUGACGCCUGCCCUUAUACUGUGGUGUCUGUCCCCCAAACCUGAAGUCAGUUUCCCGUCUCCCCUCGUCCCACGACUUUUGAAAUCUGUCAACCAUGUGUAA